Molecule: messenger RNA, 750 nt
Organism: Vespula pensylvanica (western yellowjacket)
Lineage: Eukaryota; Metazoa; Arthropoda; Insecta; Hymenoptera; Vespidae
Product: lipopolysaccharide-induced tumor necrosis factor-alpha factor homolog
Exons: 4
Coding region: 361-708 (115 amino acids)
Molecular function (GO): zinc ion binding
Source: RefSeq, a predicted model, not a curated record
UGUAUUUCAUUCGAUAGAUAUAUCGUACGAGGUAACUCACUCCACGAGUUCUCAGUUUGUUCGUUAACGACGAAGACGCGAUAAAAUUAAAUCGUGUAUUUCGUACAACUUGGCCGAGAGUUUCAUGAGAUACCGAUUCGUGACACUGUACAGACGUCGACGUUUGUCAAAUUAUUACGGAUUACAUCUAUUAUAUUCGUAUAAUAUUUAUUUGAUAAAUAAGUAAAUUAUAUUAUAUCUCUAAAGGUGAAAAAGAAAAGAAUUAAAAAAAGGUAUUCAAAAAGAGAAAGAGAAGGAGAAAGUGUAUCGCAGAACGAUUCUCAUAUCGGUUUCAACUGCAACAGAUAUUUAUUAAUAAAAAUGAAUAAAGAUGCACAUCCAGCUGGUUUUAUUCCACCCCCUGCUUAUCAUGUAAGUGGUGCAUCACCAGUACCACCAAUGAUGCAACCACCACGUCAGAAUGUAGUAAUUGUAGGAGGUGGCUCCUUUGGAUCAGAUACACAAGUAAUGACAUGUCCAUAUUGUCAAAGUAGCAUAUCCACUCGUGUGGAGAGUGAAGCAAGUACAAAAACGCAUUUAUUCGCUCUGAUACUUUGUCUUACGGGAUUCUGGUGUUGCGCACCCAUGCCUUAUUGUAUGGAUACUUGUUUAGUAAAGAAGCAUUAUUGUCCAUCAUGUAAGGCUUUCCUAGGACAAUCUAACAAUUGAUUCACACUUACCAGUACAAAAAUACACGUUGUUCUUCCUUCA